Aphis gossypii (cotton aphid) is the source of this 1960-nucleotide messenger RNA. RefSeq lists its product as uncharacterized. Bases 96 to 1877 code for a protein of 593 amino acids. NCBI's taxonomy places the organism in Eukaryota, Metazoa, Arthropoda, Insecta, Hemiptera, Aphididae. The transcript has 11 exons. Gene Ontology annotation, molecular function: calcium ion binding. The record is from RefSeq and is a predicted model, not a curated record.
AUUUUUGUUAAAUUUACUUAGGUAGAUAUUUAUUAACUAGUAAUACCUAAAUUCAAAAUCACUAAAAAUUUACACUUUUUCAUUACAAAAUUAAAAUGGAGCAUACUUUUAAAGUUAAACGGGAUUUAUGGAGAAUUUGUAACAAAAUUCGUGAAGUAGUAAAUUUCAUUAAAUUUAAUUUUUGGGAAUAUUAUUCAAUUUAUGAUGUAAAAAACACUGGAUAUGUAACAGUUUUCAAAUUCAAAAAUACAUUGUCUGGACCAUUAAAAUCUAUUAUUAAUUUAAACGACGAGGAAAUACAAUUGCUAGUCAGCUAUUUUGAAAAAUCCAAUGGACAAGUACCGUAUGGACAAUUUUGUGAACUUAUACACGAGUCAAAUCUACCAAUAAAUGAAGAUGAAUUAAACUGGGUGAAAAACAAUGACCCACAAUCAGUUUUCACUGAUGUAAGCACAAAAGUCGAAAUUAAAGAAAAUGGUACGAGAUCAUUUAGUAAUAAAAAUGUUUAUCAUCCAGUUAUAGCAAAUAAAACACAUAAAAAAGAUAAUGUAUUAACAAUAUUGAGAAACCUUCAAAAAUUUGUUUUUGAAAAUCGAAUUAAUAUUGGACAAUUUUUCAAAACAUUUGAUCCUCAUGGAAAAGGACAUGUAACUGAAAUACAAUUCCGCAGGUGUUUAGAUAUGAUAGGUGUUAGUUCACUAGGUUCAAUAUACUAUCCAGAGAACGAAUUAUCUAUAUUGUUGCUUAUGUAUAAAAAUAAAGAAUUUCCUGAAAGAAUCAACUGGAAACAAUUUGAAGAUGAAAUAAAUACUAUAUUUAUGGAAAGAAACGUUGAAAAAUCUUCGGAUAUAGAAGUAAAAUGUGAUCGAAACGUGAACGAAAUGCUUCGAGUAAAAGGACAAGAUUGGGAUGCCGUAGAAUUAAAUUUACGUAUUUUAUUUAACAAGACAAUAAUUAAUAUAAAUAAUUAUUUAAACGAAAAUAGAAUAAUGCUAGAACAGUAUUUCAAGGUUUUUGAUAAAAAUAAUCAUGGUCACAUAUCCAGAUCGGAUUUUCGUCGAGCAAUGUAUACAGCAAGUAUUAAAUGUACAGAAGAUGAACUUUGUAUUCUUGAAAAAAAAUUUAUGAACGUAGAUGGUUUUAACUAUUUACAAUUUUUAAAAAUGUUAAUUGAUAUUAAUAAAAAGCUUAAGAAGUGUUCAAUUAAAAACAAGAAAAUUAAUAUUGUUAAUGAUAAUAUCUCCUCAAAAACAAUUAAGGAAAUAAGCAAUAUGACAUUAAAUAAAUUAAUUAUUAAAAUUAAAACAACGGUAAAAAGAGGAAGAAUUAAUCUUGAUCAGUUUUUGAAUCAAUUUGAUUUUUCAAAUCAUAAAGUCAUGUCAAAGGAUACUUUGCAACGUGCACUAGAUAUGGCAGGAAUUAAACUUGAUUCAAAUGAACUUGAAAUACUAAUAAAUGAAUUUGAAUCGAAAACACAUCCAGGUCAAGUGGAAUAUCAUCGUUUUUGUAAUUUGAUUGAGGGGGCAUUUGUUACAUUGGGCUUAGAUCAAAAUACGUACUUGGAUCCUAAUGAAUACUUAACUUCGUAUGAAGGUCUAAGUAAUUAUUUAACAGAUGAACAAAGAAGAGCUGUCGAUUCUGCAUUGAAAAAAUUGCGUAGCAAACCGAAUAUCGGUUUAGAUGAUUUAUUUAAGGAUUAUGAUAAACAUCGUCAAGGAAUUGUGUCGAAGCAAGAAUUUUUAUGUGCUCUAACUGUUCGUAAAUUGAACAUGUUGUUGACAAUUUAUGAAGUAAAAUGUUUAGCAGAAGCGUUUAGCAAGGAUGAUCGUCCAAAUUCUUUUAACUAUCGAGCUUUUAUGAAGACUAUUGAUAGUUGAAUUUAUUAUUUAAAUAUUAAUUGAUGUUGUAUACAUUCAUGGUGCACAUUCAUUAUAUAUAAUAUACAUAUUAUAUUUUUAAA